This is a messenger RNA of Ostrinia nubilalis (European corn borer), 1992 nucleotides long. RefSeq names its product carboxypeptidase A4 (gene fl(2)d). The record is from RefSeq and is a predicted model, not a curated record. Gene Ontology annotation, molecular function: metallocarboxypeptidase activity; zinc ion binding. Gene Ontology annotation, biological process: proteolysis; regulation of alternative mRNA splicing, via spliceosome. The coding region runs from base 172 to 1860 and encodes 562 amino acids. Gene Ontology annotation, cellular component: nucleus. The transcript has 10 exons. NCBI's taxonomy places the organism in Eukaryota, Metazoa, Arthropoda, Insecta, Lepidoptera, Crambidae.
GCUACGUGAUAAAAUGGCGUUGCUCAUGUCUCCUUUGAUUUUAUGAAAUAAUAAUUUGUGACAAUUUUAGUGUUAAAAGAGUAAUUAUUUAUUAAAUAAUAAAGAAUAAAUCUUCAUAUAGACUAUUUACAAGUUCGAAAAAGAACAUCUUAGUGUAUUACUGAGAGUGCAAUGUCAGAGGAGAUAGAGCGGCAGUGUGAGACGGCGAGUGACAACGCGGGCGGCGGCAGUUCGAAGGAGUCGCGCGUGUUAUUGACCCCGCAUCAGCUCGAUGCCGCGUCCGCGGACUCGCUGCGAGCCGCAUGGAGAACCCAGGACUUGUACAUAGACCACCUCGAAUCGUUGAACAAACAGUUGGAAGGAAGCCUGGAAAAGGCGAAGGAGGUAGAAGAUAAGGUAAAACAACAAUAUGCAGAGUCACAACACAGAGAGAAAGUGCUUGUCCGGAGGCUUGCGGCCAAAGAGCAGGAGAUACAGGAUUAUGUAGGUCAAAUAACGGAACUGAAAUCAUCACACGCGAGUCUCAACGGUCGGCCGACGCUGUUAGAUCCAGCCGUAAACAUUUUAAUACUAAGGCUGAAGCAAGAACUAACGUCGACGAAGGCACGGCUCGAGGAGACACAAAACGAACUCUCAGCCUGGAAGUUUACACCAGACUCGAAUACUGGCAAAAAACUGAUGGCAAAAUGUCGGCUACUCCACCAAGAGAAUGAGGACCUCGGCCGGAUGACAUCUAGCGGGCGGAUAGCGAAGCUAGAGGGCGAUCUUGCGUUACAAAAGAGUUUCAGCGAAGAAGUCAAAAAGUCACAAUCAGAGCUGGACGAAAUCCUGCAAGAGCUGGACGAGGAUGUCGAGGGGAUGCAGAGCACGGUUCUGUUCCUGCAGCAGGAGUUACGCGCGACUCAUGCGAGCGUGAACGGCGCGCGCUCAUCGCCCGCCGCCGACAAGCGGACUUAUUCCGGCUCAAGCGCCGACACGCCGCCGGGCAAACGCCGACGCGGCUCCGAGAUCUCCCUCGACUACAAUGAGGACGAGAACCCACUGACCAUCAUGCUAACAAUAUCGAACGGCAACCCGCAAAACCAAGGCAUCCUGCUGGUGGCCGGGUCGCAUGCGCGGGAGUGGAUCGCCAUCACGUCUGCGCUGAUCAUCUUGCGAGAGAUCGCCACCAAGUUUGACGAGCAGCCCAAAUAUGUGCAAGAUAAAGAUUGGCACGUCAUUCCGCUACUAAACCCGGACGGGUUCCGGUAUACCUACCAGCGCGACCGGUUCUGGAGAAAGAGUCGCGGCCGCAACGUUAAAUCCAAUUGCAAAGGAGUGGAUUUGAACAGAAACUUUGGAACAGACUGGCAUAUCAAAGGUGUUGCAGAAAAGCAGCCGUGCAAAGAACUUUAUAGCGGACCGCAUCCAUUUUCAGAGCCAGAAACAAGGGCUUUACGGAGUAUCGUCGAAAAACUGAAAAGCCGUUUAGUAGCCAUGGUGGAUUUCCACUCUUUUGGUCAGCUGAUAAUGUUUCCAUGGAGUUCCAGGUCUAAGCCAACUGCUGAUCAUAAUCUCCUAGAAAACACUUCUAAAGUGAUGCAGAAGGCAAUAUUCGAAUACAAAAAUAAAAGCUACACCACUGGUCAAACAUACCAAGUGAUCUACCCUGCCUCAGGAUCUCUACUCGAUUGGAUGUAUUCUGUCGGGAUACGUCAUAGCUACGUCAUCGAAGGCCGCGAUACAGGCGAGCAUGGCUUCCUGGUACCCCCUGUGUAUAUCCAGGAGGCAGGUCAAGAAAUGUACAUAGCAGUCAAGCAGUUAGCAAGCCAUCUCGAUAGAAAAACUUCGGUUAGGGCGCAGCACUAUCCUUGGUUUUAGAUAAGUAUGACCAGACUUUUAACGCAGAAGUAGAUACUAAAAUGUAUGAAUAUCUAACUUACAAACACAUGUUACUUUAAACAUCUAAUGUAAAUUAUCAUAAUUAAACAAUCAUUUUUAAUUUGCCGUUAA